AUGGACAAGCUGGUGUUGAUGGAGCGGAGCUCGGCUGUGGUGUGGACCUGUCUGCUGGGGGCGACACUCACCCUGGGUAACAGUAAAUCAUUUCCUCUCUUACCUUGACGCACAGACCCGAUAAUUUAUGUAUGCUCACUUUGUUUUAGUGUUUGUUUGCGUGCGUGCUGCAUCAACAUUUAUAGUUAAUAAGUUUUAAACCUCAUCAUUCAAUCCUUUGUUUGGAUUUGUUAAUAUAUUGAAAAUAGGAAUGCUGUUAUUGACAUACUUAUCGAGAAGGAGCAACUCACGCAGGUAUUUAAGACCUAGUAUGAUCAUGUUGACUAUCCCCUUCGAGGAGCGAGAUGAACCAGAAAGACUAUAUUUGUGGAAGUGUAAUGCAUUCAAGCAUCCUGCUGAAUCUUGUCUGAGCCGCUCUUUGAACCUCGGGCCAAAUAGCAAUCCUCUCACCGAAUCAAUUGUGUGUGUGCUACCUGGUAAAAUGGGUAGCAGAUGUAAGAAUUCAAAGACGCGCUUCAAGAAUUCUUUAAAAACUAUGUAAGUGCUCCAGUUGAGAAACAGUCCUCUCUCAGAAAAUAUUCACACAUUUCCUGCUUGUUUACGCCUUAUUCAGUUACUUUCCUCUAGCUUUAAACAGUCAUGUUCUGCACAAAACAAAUCAGUCUUUCUUCUCCGUCCAUCUAGCUUUGCCUCCUGUUGUCUCCAUAACAACCUCGGAGACAGACCCCAGACCCCCUAAGCUGAUAAGCUGCGUGUUCAUGAAUCGAGUUAAUGUCACCUGCAACUGGGAGCCCGGGGACACUCCAGCAACACGCUACACCCUGCAAGUGAAGAGGAUCCCUUGGUGAGAUGAUGCAUUCCUUUAAUAUGUGCUAACAUGAGCAGGGAAGAGAGCUACACAGAUUGAGUCUCUGAGGGGAUUUCAUUCACAAAACCGCACUAUGAAAGUCAUAUCUUUAGAUAUGUUCCACCUUGGGUGAAUAAUUUAAGAGUGGAUUUUCCACCCUGAAGGAUGUGAAGUUUAUUAAAGGGGAAAAUACAUUAGCCUCCGUUUCAGGUGCUGAUAGGACUGUUGAGAGGCUCUUACAUGCUGCCAUAUCAAAGUGGGAUAUUUACAUCUCUGUUACCUCUUGUCCUAAAUGUGAGGUUAGGGUAAAGUCCUUCCUCCUUUGAGAUAAAAUCUUCUAUAUAGAAAAUAUUGCAGCUUUCCUAGUACCUUUAAAAAAAGUUGCUUGAGUCUUGUAAAUUUGUGUGACACACCACUGCUGUUCCGAAGAAGCACCCACAAUUCAUCAAAGGCCACUUCCACAGUGUCCAGUGAUAGAAUCUGUGUACAUUUUGCGACGUGUAACAUUGCAAACAAAGAACACAAAGCUCGGUCAACAAAUAUUACGGCUACCUAGACUCACCUCUCCACCCCAGUGCAGGUAAGACCGCUUCUUAUAUAAACUACCGGCUUCAAACACAGUGACCAUGUGACCCAAACCAAGCGAAACCAAUGACAACCAGACAGAAGGAACUGAUCACAGGAUAACCGAUUAGCAAAGCAACAUUAUGGUUCCUACAGGAAAUAUUAGAGGGCUGUAACAAAGGUAGGAAGGUGGGAAAUGGGGAGGAAAAGGGGUGAUGGCCGGGCUAGAAGGGCAGAACGAUGUUGUGUGUGUGUGAACCCUAGUGGUGUUGUAGCACAAACUCAAAGUGAACACAGGACUUAAUUUGCAGAAAUGCCACAGUUUGAGUUAUUAGCAUCACAUCAGGAAAGAAGACAUUUCUUUAGAGGGGAAAACAAACACUUUUCAUUCACUCUUUUUAUCGCGUCAUGUUUGAUUUCAGCUCCUACUCCGCGAGUCUGCAGCCUGCAUGACACACGUCAGCAUUCAGACUGGAGAUAAACAUUUUCCACUCAGUGUCUGGCACACAGGAAAUAGAUAUUCCUUUACAUAAACAUCAUAUCCGAUGUAUUCUGUAUUUGAUUAAUUCAUCAUAUUCACAAAAUUGUGCCUUUUCCAUCGCUUUCUCCUCAUGAUCAGAGCUGUCUUCACUUUUACAAAACAUUCCCACAUAAAAACGUCUCCUGACAUCAAUCAUUAUAAAUUCAAACACACCGCUCUCUAAUGAAUCACUGUUGUUGUUCCUGUGGGGUGUUUAUCAGUGUUGACAACAGUUGAAAACGAUCCUGUCAAACUGGAUCAGCUGUAUCUCUGCAGAGAUACAAGCGGCUGUGUUUUUGCAUGUUUUCAUGUCUUUGCCAGCGCUAUUGUUAGAUAGUAAGUCUCCAUAUGCAAAUGCUCGGUUUCAUAACCCACUUAAAAUCUCACUUUCAUGUGCGUCUGUGAUUGUGGGUUUGAUAUGAUGAAAAAGGCACAUUUCUUGCAGUUUGAUCUUUUUUUGUUUGUUGGGUAAAUGUCAGUUUUUUCCACCUAAAAAGAACAGCUUUAACAUGCUCUUUGAAAUGAUGACUGAAUUAUUGACCUUUGCUCAGCAUUUAAGAGACGAUUUUUGCUCCUUCUGCAUGACUGAGCGUUCAUGUAUUAGUGUUGUUAUUGUUCACCGUGGCGUGUAUUCGCUUGGCAGUUGUUGUGCGUCGAAUAAAAAGUGAAUGAACUCCAUGAUUAGUCACCUCCUUCUUAAGUUUCACUCUUUCUGUCUUUAUCUCUUUAUGCUUAUUCAAGGAUAUGGAGACUCAACAUCUCAUCCAACAUCCCUCUGACGACAUUCAGCUGCACCACGUCUGGCACCAGCUGUACGGCGGCGCUGAAUGGCUCAUCUGUGAGGUUCACAUUCUGCAUCGUCGUCACUGCUCACUGCCAGAGCGGGGAUGUCUUGUCGCAAAGUCGCUGUCAGUCUGGCAGAGUUGAAGGUGAGGCCUCUAUAUUUAAACUCUGAUUGUUCUUGUUUUGUUGCUCCCUCACUCCUCAUCUCUCUUUCUCUUUCUCUCUCUGUCUGACUCAGUGGUGUUGCCUCCAGUGAGUUUGAACAGUGUGAAGCCAGUCAAAGAGAGACCUCGGUGUCUGAAUGUCACCUGGGGUCUCGUCAUACUGGCUGACUUUCCUGUGUCUCACUUUGAAAUCAAAGCGGGGAACCUGACGUCUCAGAUACAGUUCACAGCAGAGGGACAGGUCUGCGAAUACAGAAUCUGCCGAAACACAAACCCUCACAUGAGAGUCUUAAAGGGAUAUUCUGGCGUAAAAUUAAUUUAGGGUCAAACGCACCGUAACACCGAGUUAGACACCCCCUUGAGGGAUGAAUGUUGCCAACCGCUUGCUUCUCUAGUUAUACCACCUUUAGUAACAACCACACGAUAGUGAUACACAGCGGUCUGAUGAGCCAUUAACAAACCUCAACCAAAACGCCACAAAUAAUGCUCAGAACAGCACCGAACUUCAUCAACAGAACAUAUAGGGUCCCAGAUACAGCACGAGCCAUCAAACACCUUUUUAACUUUGACUAAUUUCUUUAGCAAAGAGACUAAACACAACUCACCUACUCUCUUCCAGCAGCCGCUUGUUUGUAGAGAGACCUCAGGCCAGUCCAUUACGGACUACAGCGGGGUGGCGCAGCUCAAGGAAGAACAUUUAUGAUCAUCACUUUAUCAUUUCUUUGAAGUAAUGAUCCGCAUAUUAAUCAUUUUGCACUGCAGACAUGGUAGUUCUUCUGCCUUAGUGUCUCGGUCUGAUUGUAUUUCCAAGAAGAAAUGAUCAUAAAUGUUCUUCCUUGAGCUGCGACACCCCGCUGUAGUCCGUAAUGGACUGGCCUGAGGUCAUUUUGCUACAAACAAGGAGGAGAGUAGGUGAGUUGUGUUCAGACUCUUUGCUAAAGCAAUCAGGCAAAGCGAAGCAAAUUGUUACGGUGUGUUUGACCCUAAAUUAGUUUUUAUGCCGGAAUAUCCCUUUAAGAUCAGCUGUAAUGUAGAAUAUCAUGGAGUAAUAAAUAAAUGUUUCAUUUCAUAUAAGCAAGGGGAACACAUUAUAAUAACUGCAUUGCUCUCUUUCUGAAUCACCAACCUCUUCUGUCUUGUUUCUCUUUCUUAAAAAGUUGGAUGUUCAGGUCCAAAAUGUGACCGUGAGAGACUACAGCUUCCUGGUUUGUGUCUUCAGACCUGAUACAAUAUACAGUGUCAGACUACGUCACCGUUUCAUGGGCCCAAUGAGCCCCUGGAGCCUGUGGAGUAAUGAAGACCGAGGAAGAACAGGAGAGGCUGGUAAGAGGGAGUUUAUGUGUUUUAUUAAAAUCUCUUGCCUUCUUGAUACAGACAGCACUGGUGGCUCAGAUCAGGAACUAUAACAAGACUGAUAUUCUCAAUAGAGUGGUGUGCAUUUAAGCAGGUGGUCAAAUCAAAUACAACCUCUACAAACACAGUUUCCUGCUGAGAGUUGAGCAGAUGUAGAUUAUACUCUGACCAUACAAAGACUGUGUGGGUCAUAGUAUCAGCGCUGGAACCCCAUAUUCUCACAGCAAUGAUCACAAGUGACCCCAAGGGAACAGUUACAAACACUGUACCAAUAAAACAUAUCAUAUAAACUAUGUGGUCAAACUCCCAUGACCCCAUGAGAGAGAAAAACAGACCUAGACUAGGGAGAAAUAUCCAUCUCAGAAGAUGACCUUCAUGGAAACCCUGACAAACAAGGUGUUAAAAUCCAUCCAAAAGAGGACUUGAAUGUGGGUUUCACUUCUCAUAGCAAUCCCUCUGAAGGGUUUACAGACAUCUGACUUCAAACAUUAAAAAGAAAAUCACAGCUGAUCCAAUGCUGACGUUUUAAUGCAAAUUUCCCACUCCUUGAAAAUCUACAUGUCCUCCUCGGGGUUAAUCAUGAAUCUGGCAGAGAUGAUCGUCCGGCCCUCUAAGGAAUAUUUGCAUUUAGUUGACUAAAUUAUUUAAAACUAUCACCUUUGCUUGUCAGCAUCAGUCUGACAAAUUAGUAAUACAUCCAUUAUUGUUGGCCCAGCGCAUCAGUUUGACAUUGUUCACCCAGCCUCUGAGAUCCUGGCUGUUUUGAAUAGAUUCGGCUCAAGUCGACUGUUUUCUUGCCUUCAUACCAGUCAGUCUACCAAAGUUAAUAUUUACAUUUCCUUUAAGUCCAGAAGGGCUUAGACUGAUGAUAUCUUUAUGGACACAUGGCCGCCCCUCAUGGAUAACUUGCCUUAAGGUCUGAGUAAAACUGUACGGAGGGGAGAUGGGGGUUUAGGGGGUCCCAGACUGAGCUGACUGGUGAUAAAAAAUACUUUUUUUAUAAGUACAAAGACACAUAUUUCUUUAAUUGAUGACACAUUGUUGUGUUGUUGUUGUUUACCCUUCUUUUUGUUUCAUUUUCCUUUUUUUCCCCCUCAUGUUUUAUCCCUUUCUUAUCAUUUUCUACCUUAUUUGAAUCAAAAUGUUGUCUGGUUCGAUGUAAAUUACGAAAAUAAAAUAAAAUCUAAAAAAAAAAAACAGAAAAAAGAAAAAAAAACAGUAAAGCAAAAGUUUCCACUUCAAGCUUUGAUUGUUGAAAAUGUAUGUAAAUGUGGCUUCUAGCACCUUACUAUGUGUGUGCCAUGCUUUAUAUUAAUCAUAUUGACCCUCCUUUAAACCCACCAGCCCCUUUUGCAGCCCCGGCUUUUUGGAGACGAGUGAAACAAACAGAUACGGACGGGCGGAGACUGAUCUCUCUUCUGUGGCAGGUGUGUGUGUGCGCGCUUGAGUUGAAACGUGUGUGAAUUUGAGUCAUGGGUGCUCAUAUCACUCUGAGCCUCACAGUUUAAUAACCUUUACAUCUUUGGAUUUUUCAAUCACCCUCUGUCUGCUCAUAAUUUUCUGUAAUACCUCCAUGAAAUGAGUCAUUCAUUGGUUUACAGUCAGAUUAGAGGUUGAAAGGAGAGAGAGAGAAUCAAUCAAAUCUGGUUUUAUGAAUCUUAAUUUAAGUCUCCAUCAUCUUACAGCCGCUCAGUUUAACCUGUUGCUUCCUGUUUGCUCUCCUCCUGGUUUGUAAUGCGUAGCCCCUACCUCGAUCCCUGGCCAGUGGCAGAGUCCUCUUCUACAACGUGACCUGUGAGACUCAAAGCAGUGAAGUUCUGAACGAUCGUGGCAGCUGCGAGGAUUUGGACCAUGCGAGUUUGUCCUGUAGUUUGUCCCUCCCGGCUGGACGGUGCUCAUGCGCUCUGACAGCAUCCACAUCCGGAGGGACUUCACCAGAAACACGGAUAUGGCUCCUCGGGGCUUUUGAAACAGGUACUAAAAAUGAGACACUUUAAAUUUGUUGUUUUGAGUGACAAAGUGCAGAAGAUCUUAUUCCAGUGUCUCAACUUAGCUUUUAUGGCUUUUAUUCCUCCUGAACCGAAGAAGAUAUUUCCUCAUGUAGCGUCCAGAUGAUGUUGGUAAAGAUUCUUGUAUGUGUGCCAGAGCGCAGAUAAAAAGCCUGAUGAUGAAUAGCUUUUAUGGUAACUUCUGAUGACAGCUAUUCCUGCAAUCUACGCAGCUCGACAGGUGUGUGGAGGCAGCUUCUUUCAGAGUUUUUUUCUCUUUGUCAUUCUUCAUAGAUGAACCUGUCACCUGUUUUUUUUUUUGUACAUCAGAGUGAAACAAUACGAAUGUCUUCAAAGAGGCAUGAUUGGUUUAUGAAGUGAUCGAUUGACGCAGCAGCUGUCGUCCACUCAUUGUCACAUGUCGCAUGUCUGUAUGCCAAAAGCUGCAGCUUGAACUUAGUCUAAACUUAUCACCCAAAUUUGUAAAGCAGUCUGAGAAAUCACAGACCACCCGGCAUAGUAUCAUCUCACAGUUCAAUGACUUUGACAGUGAAGACAAGAAGAUGCUGAACUACAUUUUGCACACAUUUCAACAGCAUGGAGGUGAAGUAGAAGAAUCCAGGUGUGGGUAUGGCCUACCGCCAGUGCAUGUCAACCACUGAAAACAUUUGGCAUCAUAAAAUGAGGUCAAAAGAGCUCCAGAAACUCUUGUAGUUCAGGAAAAACAGCUUUAUUUGACCUACGCCUAACGGCUUGUGGCCUUCAUCAGGAAAAUGAGAAAUACUACAGGGGAGACUGAAGGGAGCUUUCUCCACCCUCAGUGCCCUCAUUUCAGAGAAUAAUGCCAAGGGAGUGUCCUCUUGUUUGUCUGUAGUAAAAACAUUAUAAAAGGUUUCCUCUGGUGUCUUCUCUAUGACAGAGGACUAGGGCCACGUUAAAGUAAAAAAUGUAAGACUUUGAGAUUUAAGUCGUUAACUUACGAGAAUAAAUUCAUUACUUACGAGAAUAAAGUCCUUCUAUUCUAACCUGUUGUUUAAGAUGACAGUUGUUGAAAUAAGAGCCAUGGAGCAUUUCAUGAAAAUGUACUUCAAUAAAGGUUUCUCCUACAAGGAGAUACUAAAUCUUUUGGCACAUCAGCACCUCAUUAUCAUGAGUAUCAUAAAGAUUUGAUUACAACUUUAUUCUCGUAACUAAGGAUUUUAUUACGACUUUAUUCUCGCAAGUAAUUACUUUAAUACAGCUUUAGUCUUGUAAGUAAUUACCUUAUUACAACUUUAUUCUCUUAGGUAAGUUACUUAUUCAUUACGACUUUAUUCCUGUAAGUAAUUACUUUAUUAUGACCUUAUUCUCAUAAGUAACGAUUUUAUUACUUUAUUCUUGUAAGUUACUUAUUUAUUACAACUUUACUCUUGUAAGUAAUCAUUUUAAUACGACUUAAUUCUCUUGAGUAAUGAUUUUAUUAUGACUUUAUUCCCAUAAACAAUGACUUUAUUCUUGCGAAUUAAUGACUUUGACCUUAAUUACUUUUUUUUCUUAAUGAGGCCAUAAUACUCUGUUGUUCUUUUUGGUGGGAAACAUUUGAAAAAAUUCCUGCUUGGCUGCUCCUCAAGUGAAUAAAAGUGUUUAGAGACCAUCUGAAUACCCUUAUAUGGAUAAAACCUAUAAGUAACUCAACCUUGUGUUUUAUGAAGUCAGUAAAGUCAGUGUGACUUCAUGUGAUUUUACGUUAGACCACUCAGUAUUAAAAUGACUUUGUGAAAAAUAACAGAUCAAAACUCAUGUUUUUAUAAUCUCAUAUUUAAAAGUUUCUGUCUUGUUUCUUUUCCUUUUUCAGAGCCGCCUCCUCCGAGCAGCCUUGCUCUAACUCCACUGGAUGACGGCAGGUUGGAUGUUAACUGGACAUCAUCGAGUGAUGAACAAUCGAGCGGUUUCGUGGUGGAGUGGUUUACUGUCAGAGAGAAGAACAGCAGCAUCCUACACUGGGAGAGGCUGAACAGUUCCUGCACGGCAUUAGUCAUCACAGGUGAUCCCACGACUCCUACAACAGUUUGACGUGUGGAACGAUACGCUUGAGAUUGCAGGGUUAUUAAAUGUCAAAGAGGGAACUUUUAAAAAUCAAUCCAACAGUUAAUCGCCUGCUUUACCUGAUUUAUGUGUUGCCACAGAAGGAGUUAAGCCGCUGGAGCGUUUGGCUGUUUCUGUCAGAGUGCUGUACGGUGAAAGAGGGGCGGGGCAGAACAGGACCGUUGAAGUUUACACGCGCCAAGGAGGUACUGUAUGGUCAUCUUCAUCGUUCUUCUUAUGCUGUUUGCCUAAAAUGAAAGUAGAUCCUCAAAGAAGGAUACAACAAGAAGUCCAAACGGUUUAAAUCUGAUAUAUCAGCCCCCACUCCCUUUUUUUCCGUCCCAUCCUCUAUAUACAUCUCUCUCUCUUUCAUAAUGCAUCGCACAUCUUAGUUUGAUUCAUUUAUUCCCCUCCUGGCGUGCUGACCCAGUUAACGCAGAGAUGCCGUGCACCACAAAAACACGGUCGAAGUUUUCACGCAAAUCUAGACUUAUCUCCGCCCUCAUCUGUGUCACCAGAUAAGUUCAGCUAGCUUUUGAAGAAAACAUCCAUUUUUAUCACACCUCCUGUCAUGAAACAGAGAUAGUGAUCGGGCAUCUUCUCACGUCACGCCUGAGCAGAAAAAUCCUAUACUCAAAAUAUAGGCAGUGGUUGAGAGCAGAGAGAUGCAGUUCUUUAACUCAUUAUCACAUCAUUAUUCAGCAUGUUUCCAGCCUGGUUCUUCUUAUUCGUUCACACUUAGAGAGUGUUUUUCUAACUUAACUGUUAUGAUCAUUUCAGGCCUUUGACUUAUGGAAAAUUGACUGACAGGUGGGUGGGUUUAAGUCGUUUUCCAGGACUCUCAAGGCCCGCUCCAGUUCCACUCUUUCCCCUCUCUCUUUAAUCUGAUAGAAAGUAAGGUGGAUAUAGCAUUUUAAAUAUGGCGGCUGCUGUUUUCAGGCUUUUUUGUCCCUCACUGUGUCUGCAUCCUUGUUUUAUACAGUCAGUGAACAGACCCCCUGUGGUUGAUCCUCUCGCCCCUCUCCCUUUAAAGCCCCCUUAGCCGGUCCUCUGGUAGAAGUGAAGCAGAUCUCUGGCAGCACAGUCGAGCUCACCUGGACUACCGCACCCGUGGAGCUGCUUCACGGAUUCAUCCGCAACUACACGCUCUACUUUAAAACAGCAACACGACCAGCCAGGAGUGAGUCACACACACACACACUUCACGGUGUAUUUUUCAAAUUGUAUUAGUUUUUGUGUUUUCCUCAUCUGUCGUUGUUCGUUCAGGUGUGUCUGUGCCCGCUCACGCUGUCAGUUACUCUCUGAGGAGUCUGUCACCUGGUACCUACGACAUCUUCAUGCAGGCGAACACUGACGCUGGAGCAGGAGCAGCUGGACCUGUUGCUAAUGUGCACAUAGGUGGAGACAUGACACACACACACUCUCACACACACAUGUUUCAAUUAUUAUAAAGAGGGAAAUUGGGUUUUCAGCAGGUGUUAAAAUAGGGUGACCAUAUUCUGACUUGCCAAAAAGAGGACACAGAGUUACACAAAGUUAUUUUACUUUACACCACACUCAACUCAACUCUCGCUUAAUCUUCAAGUGUGUGUCUUUGUACAGUUGUGUUCUCAUCUGUGUGUCUGAAGGCUCUGAGGAAGUCUCCGCACUGAUGUGGACCAUCCUCCCUCUCACACUCACUUCCAUGAUGCUCAUGCUGAUUGCCUGUUUGUUACAGACCAAGAUGUAAGAUCACAUAUAACUCUGUUCCCUCAUUAGUUGAAAGUCCGUGGCUGAAACCUCUUGCUCCAUUUGAUGAAAUACGUGCUUUAUAACAAUCUUACAGGGUGAAACAGAAGCUGUUUCAAGAUGUUCCCGAUCCUUCCAAUAGCAGCUUGGCUCACUGGAUCCCAGAACCGACCUUAGAGGUAAACCCUUGAGCCCUUGAAUCAUGACUGAAAUACAAACAUGAUGAUCAUAUGGUAUUUUCUUCAAAUCAGAGUAUUAGGAGCACAUUGAAAAAAGUCACAGUAUAGAUGACGUGACACAACAACAUCUAGUUAUCUCAGAUUUUGUCAAGUUUGUUCCCAUGCAUGAAAGAGAAUCUAUUUUUUUAAUCCUUUUUGCACAAUUAUAGGUUUUCAGUUUAGUUUAAUUGUCAUCUAUAAAGGCGUGUAUCUUCCAACCUACAUGAACAAGGUUAAUAUCUUAACCACUAGAUGGCAGCACACGCCAAAGUGCCAUAGCUCAAGCACUUUCAAGCAUUUAAUUCACAGUACAGGACCUAAACUACACUUAUCUAUACUGCAAUUUAAAUUUUUUAUAAAGCUGAUUUUAUAUUUUUAUCAGGACUGAGCUCAAUAAAGGGAUCUGAGAAAAAAAAGUUAAAAAAAAAUCUGUGUUAUUGUUUUUUACAGCAGCUAAAGGUAACGGCUAAAAACGUCCACGAACAGGACGAAAGGGUGUCAAAUUUAAAAUCUGAUGCUGCGCAAAAAAAUUAUAAUGCAUCAAGGCCAAUGUUGUUACUAAUAUUUGACAUAUCCAAGGGUGUGAUAGCAUGUAAAAAAUCUCCAGCCUCUGAUUAUUUUUUAUAUUAAAAAUCAUUUUUUGUGGGUUUUUUUCUCACCAAAUCAGUGACAACACCUCUGAAAUUGGUAUUUAAAGGGUUAAAAUCCAUAAGAAUAUAAAAAAAAAUAAUAGUUCUGAUAAAGACUGAGGUUAAUGAAGAGAUUUGAGCAAAAAAAAUGAAAAAAUAUUUAUCCGAUAUGUUUUUACAGCAGCUAAAGUUAGUGUCUGAAAAUGUCCACUAACAGGAUGAAAGGGUGUAAAAUUUUAAGCCGUCCACAAGAAGUCCUAAAUAUGCUGGUUUCUCCUCUCUGUGAGAGACUGCAUGAGGAAAGAGUGACUCCAGAGUGAUGUUCCUGAGAGUACAAAUACAGGGAUUUCCUCGUCUAAAAUACAUUCUGAGAGUCUGGAGAAAUCUUUGCUAACGAAUUUUGGCUGCAUUUUACAAACGUGACUGUUGUGAAAAUCAAUCUCAUCUAAUAAUUGUUAUCUUUGAACACAGUUUGUUACAGCCUCCAUAUAUAGGGUUAAAUUUUAAAGUUUAAAAAUGUUUAAAUUAAGGUUUGGUGUUUGAAAAGAAGAUUAAAAACAAGUAAAAGUAACUUAAUUAAACUUGAUUUAAGCACCUGGUUUCUCUUCUCCUCCUCAGAGUAAGAAAUGGCUGGCUAUCGCAGAUGACUGCAUGAUCAAACACUCUGCCAUCCUCCUGCUCGGUGAAAGAGAGCUGCUGAACGCAAACCUCGAUGAAGGCCUCACCUAUAAAAGUGUGUGUAACCUCCAAACAUAUUCCUACACACGUUACUCUCAGCUGCCAGUUUUGGGGGCCCAGACUCUUCAAAAUGACAGAAAGUCAACCUCCAACACUGAUCUGCCCUCAGUCUACUCAGAUGUCCUCAUCUCUCAGAUGCUUCAAAGUCUCCCAAAACCCCUCGUUUCGCCCUCUGAUCUCCGGUUCAAUGAGUGGCGGCAAAGAGUCAGUGACAUGGAGCCGCAGCUAGAGGGAGACAGUGACCUGGAUAGAGGAGCCUCAAAAUCAGAGCUUUCCCAAAUAGAUGACCUGAAAAUCUUCUGUCACCUGCAGAGACAGAGUCAAAGCCCCGAUUCCAGCAGCAUUUCUCAUUCCUCCUCAGUGUGGAUUUCUCAUCCACCUAACAUGAAAUCCCCCCAGCACCCUCUCACCAAAUACAUCUAUAACUCCGUCCCUCCGCUCCAGCGGGACGCCCUCGGCUGCUCUGAUGCUGUCUGUGACACUGUGUCGCUUCUGCCUUUCCCUGGAUCAAUUUUUGUGGAUUUCUCCUACAGUCCUGUGGAGUAUGACUGUUGCAUUCCUCCUGCUGUUUAG
Molecule: messenger RNA, 12169 nt
Organism: Xyrichtys novacula (pearly razorfish)
Lineage: Eukaryota; Metazoa; Chordata; Actinopteri; Labriformes; Labridae
Source: the annotation of a GenBank genome assembly